This is a messenger RNA of Aphanomyces astaci, 993 nucleotides long. Its product is annotated as protein RarD. The record is from RefSeq and is a predicted model, not a curated record. Bases 1 to 993 code for a protein of 330 amino acids. Gene Ontology annotation, cellular component: plasma membrane. NCBI's taxonomy places the organism in Eukaryota, Oomycota, Saprolegniomycetes, Saprolegniales, Verrucalvaceae. The transcript has a single exon.
AUGACAGGCAUCGGAAUUUUGUACGGGGUCACCUCGUUCACGUUGUUUGGUGUCAUGCCCGUCUAUUACAAGUUUCUAUCCACCGUGCCAGCGUUCCAGAUUGCCCUGCAGCGAUUCACAUGGACACUUCCGUGGACGUUCAUGUUGCUGCUGGCGCUUCGACAGCACAAAAUAUUUGCCCGCGAAGCCUUCACCAAAGCCAAUCUCGCCCUCUAUAGCAUCACCGCGGGGCUCGUAGCCGCCAGCACCCUCCUCGUGAUCUGGGCUGUCAACUCGGGGUACCUUCUCGAAGUCAGCCUCGGCGCGUUUCUCAACCCCAUCACGAUCGUGACCUUUGGCGUGGUGGUUCUCAAGGAAAAGCUGCGCCUGUGGCAAGUGGUGGCGGUGGCGUGUGCCGCGAUCGGGGUCGGUAUCUUCGCGAUUGCGUACGGCAAGUUUCCAUGGGUGGCCAUGCUUCUCACGACGAUUGACGGAUCGUACUCGUACGUUAAGAAGAAGGCCCCGCUCACGCCCUUGCAUGGGAUGGUGCUGGAGUCGUUGCUUAUGUUUCCUGUGGGGGUUGUGGGGGUCGUGGUGUUGGAGGCUCAAGGCGCGAGUGUGCUCGGUCAUGUGUCGACACAAACGGACGUCCUCUUAAUCGGCACGGGCAUCUUUGCAAACCUGCCGCUUGUGUUCUUGGUUGCGGCGACGCAGCUGGCGCCGUUGUACGUGAUAGGGCUCAUCGCGAACCUCGCCCCCACGAUCCAGUUCUUCUUUGGCGUGUUCGUGUACAACGAACCGUUCACGACCACGACCCUCGUUGGGUUUUGCUUUCUCUGGCUGUCCAUGGGCGUGUUUGCAGUCGACAGCUUCCGCGACUACAAAAAGUCGCUGUUGCCGUCGUCCGCAUCCCAAGAUGGCGCCGUGGUCGUGGUCGUUGUAGCCAGUCCCCACAAGGACACGGAUGACAAUUCGUUCACGGGCGUAGAUUACGAAGCCGCUAAACACCCCUGA